Nerophis lumbriciformis (worm pipefish) is the source of this 10208-nucleotide messenger RNA. RefSeq names its product QKI, KH domain containing, RNA binding a (gene qkia). Gene Ontology annotation, cellular component: nucleus. The record is from RefSeq and is a predicted model, not a curated record. Gene Ontology annotation, biological process: regulation of mRNA splicing, via spliceosome. NCBI's taxonomy places the organism in Eukaryota, Metazoa, Chordata, Actinopteri, Syngnathiformes, Syngnathidae. Gene Ontology annotation, molecular function: mRNA binding.
CUUCGCGCCUACAGUGGAGGAAUCGACGGUCCCCGAGCGCACACUGUCUGCAGGAGAGUACCGAGCACCACUCUCGGGAAAGGGAAAUAACGGUUUCUUCUUUUCCUCGCCUCCCCGUCUGCGAUCUAACUGCACGAAAAAAACCCGAUCCUGAUUCCGGGAAAAGGGGGGCUACUACUACUACUACACCUUAUUGUUCCUAAGAGGUGGAGAGGGAAGCGAGGGAUCGGAGCUGCAAGUUUUCCCCUCCUCUCCGCUUUUCUUUAUUUGUUUUCUCCCCAGCAAAAAAAAAAAAAAGGGAUUCUGUAUUCGGACUCGUUUGUGUUCCGCUCUCGCCGCAAAGAUGAUGGUCGGAGAGGUCGAAGUCAAGGAGCGACCGAGGCCGAGUCCGGACUAUUUAAUGCAGUUGUUGAACGAGAAGAAGCUCAUGACCAGUUUGCCAAAUCUCUGCGGCAUCUUCACGCACCUCGAGCGGCUUCUCGAUGAAGAGAUCAACAGAGUGCGCAAACACAUGUACAGCGACACAGUGAAUGGCCUUGUGGAGAGACACCCCUUAGAGCUGCCAGAGCCUGCGGGACCCGUGGUCUACUUGCAGGAAAAACUGUUCGUGCCUGUCAAAGAGUACCCAGACUAUAACUUUGUGGGUAGAAUCCUGGGCCCUCGGGGACUCACGGCCAAACAGUUGGAAGCAGAGACGGGAUGUAAAAUCAUGGUGCGAGGCAAGAGCUCCAUGCGAGACAAAAAGAAGGAGGAGCAGAACAGAGGGAAGCCAAACUGGGAGCACCUAAACGAAGAGCUCCAUGUCUUGAUCACAGUGGAGGACACGCAGACCAGAGCCGAGAUUAAGAUGAGGAGAGCCGUCGAGGAAGUAAAGAAGCUCCUUGUACCAGCUGCAGAGGGUGAAGACAAUUUGAAGAAGAUCCAGCUAAUGGAGUUGGCCAUUCUCAACGGAACAUACAGAGACAACAACAUCAAAGCUCCCACCCUUGCGUUCUCUCUUGCAGCGGCGGCAGCAGCCGCUCAGGGACCCCGCCUCAUAGCGACGCCCACAGGUCAGAUGUUGCCUCACCAGGCGCUCCGGCCCCCAACUCCUGCCGGGGGCCCCAUCAUGAACCUCAUCCGGCCCGCACAGAUGGCUGCCAUGCUGCCCAAUGGCACCCCCACUCUGGUGCCGCCCACGCCCGACGGCGGGCUCAUCUACACCACCCCUUAUGAUUACCCCUACGCCCUGGCACCCACCUCCCUGCUGGAGUACCCCAUCGAGCACAGUGGGGUUCUAGGUAAGCGAGCCUGGGGGAGCAUGAGUGCGGCGGGUACGGCGGCCAGCUUUAGCCAGCCCGGACCUGAGGGCAGCUUGUUUUACCCCGGAUUUGGGGUGCUGGACACGGCUUCCAUGAGCCACUGUCAAGACUUGUUGAAAGGUGCAAUGGCUACUAAAGUGAGACGGCAUGACACGCGGGUCCAUCCUUACCAAAGGAUUGUGACCGCUGACAGAGCCGCCACCGGCAACUAACACAUGACCUUCUGACCUCUGAACUCUUCACCCAAUGACGAGCCGCCCCAAGCCUGCCUGCUGAUCAGUUAACUGGUAAUUUGCCUUUCGCUAGCCUCUCGGACGCAAGUGACAGAGAGAGAGAAAGAGAGAGAACUUGAGGGAGGCGCCUACCCUAACAAAUUCUUCACACAAACAUGACAAAAAGUUGUGUAAUACUCCAUUAUUAUUUUUGGUUUUGUUUUGACCCCCAACCCCCCCACCCCCUUCAUUGAGUUUAGUUCCCAUUCUUUCUCUUUCUUUUUCUUCACGAGUCACAAAGCGGGUGGGAUGUUUGUGGUGUUAAUCAUAAAUGUGCACUGAAGUUUAAUAGCAAUAAGAUGCCAACCAGAAUCCACCUGUACCCGUGUGGGGGGGGAUUCAUCUAUUUUGGGUUUAGAAUGGCAACACAAUGCCCCUCAAAAAAGAAAGGAGGCUCGGGUGAUGUCUACUGUAGCCCACCCACCCCAGAAAGAAAAAGAAGGAAAGAGAACACUUAACUCUUAACUUGGAUUUUCUGUCAACAUGUUAGUGUGCUGACACAUUCUGGGUGUGCCGCCCUUUUAGCCUUUCCCCCAAACAGCUUUCUGUCUGAUUGUUUAAACAAACGCAUGGCUGUCACAAUUGCAAACAAUACGCUUUGUUCAUUUUUUGUUGUUAUAAUCUGUGUGUUUUAUUUUUUUGGGGGAAUCUGCGCUUAAUUUCCUGUUCACAUGUUUUUGUUGUUGUUGUUGUUUUACUUGAUGCAAGCAGUGGGGGCGGGUGUUUGUUUUUUUCUCUUUUUUUUUUCUUUCUGUCACGCUAAAGAAGCAGGCUGCUAAAGCUAAAAUGGGAUGGUUAUAAUUUGGGAUGAAGGGUUUAUGUGUGCGUGUGUGUGCUUUCUUUUAAACAUUUUUGUGUUUUUCUUUCAAGUACUAUCAUGAAAGUAAGGUGUUAUGAGGUUUUGGGGCACCCCCCCACCCCCGCCCCUGCUGUCCCUAUUCACACUAUAUCCAAUUAACAGUGCCUGAUGCAUUUAGAACAAAAAAAAGAAAUCUCAAUGAGUUUGCUUAAGCUGUGAUCAAAAAAGACAAAAAAAAAACAAGUAUUAAGUGUGCAUAUUUAGCCAAAGGAUUUUCCUAUGAAUUAUUACUACUAUUAUCAAUCUGCAAUUAUGCAUCUGUCUCGCAGAGGGCUCGUUGUGGUUUUAAAAUUUUGCAACGGUGUGAAUUUGUGGUGCCUGCCUUCAGCUGGAUGAGACAACCAGUCCGAUAGCGUUUUCAUUUGAUUUUUGUUGUUUUUCUUUUUUCUGAGACGCAGGAGAGUAACACUAAAACAACUAUUAGAUUGCUGUAAUUGAUAGAAAAAAAGGGCACUCACUUUUAUUUUUCCUUAUGACACAUUGCCAAUUUUUUUUACCCAUUUUUUUUUUUUUUUUUUUACAAUUAUAUUUGGCCAAUUUAUUUACAUCGGAACACGCCAACCUGAAAGCGCAUCCACAAUGUGUCACACCUCUCCCACCCUUUUUACAAGCUCUUUUGUUGGACUCUCUCAAGAAAAAAAAAUAGGAUGUGAAAGCCAUGCCUGCCUGUUUAAAUUGCUUUAUACAUACGUCUUAUAUAUAUAUAUAUAUAUAUAUAUAUAUAUAUAUAUAUAUAUAUAUAUAUAUAUAUAAAUGUAGAUACGCCAUUGCAUAUAUAAAUACAGAAGCGAACAAAAAAAAUGGAUGAUUUUACAGGGUGCUGGUGUAGAGAGAAAAGAAAAAAAAUCUAUUUUUGGCUAUUUUAGCUUUUGAUACUUUACUUGCAGAUACAAAAUCAGAAGGAAAAAAACAAACAAAAAAUGAAUGAGAAAGUGCAAAUGCUGUUUGCCUGGAUUUGACUGGAAGGAAGUGUUUUAAAAGGAACAAAUCAAAACAAAAGAAAAACAAAAAAAAGUGCCUUAUCAACAAGAGUGGUCUCUGUUUUUUCCGAGUAGUCCGGUUGUGUUUAGUAAGUAAAAAAGAAAAAAAAAACCCAGCACCCACCAGAGAUGGCGCAGCAGGGCGAAACGGCUCGUGUUUUUUUGCCGUCGUCGUCGUUGUUACUCUAUGCAACCAGAAUUAGCUAACCAGCUAACUAUGUGCCAUGUUUUUUUGUCUUCCUCAGAUUACUUUUCUUGUUACUUGACAGCCCUUUACUCUGCUGUAUUAGCAGGCUCCUGAAUUUAAAGAAUCAUAAGAAUUUUUUUUUUUUUUUUUUUUUUUUGCGUGUGCGCGUGACUUAACUUCCUAGAAGAAACGGAGCUGCCGGUAGCAAUAUAGUAAGAUGCAUUGAGUCGAUCGUGAGCUAAGAAAAAUACAUUGACAGUGUUUGUUUCGACGACGAUUUGACCGUUAAAUCGUGAAACAACGUCUCAAUAUCAAUAUCACCAUUAUUAGCGUUUCCGUUCAUGGCUUUCUCAUCAAGCCGUUACGCCGAAAAGUCAAUGAAAUUCUCUUUUCUUUCAGUGUUAUUAUUAGUGGCAUAUUAUUUAGAAAUUGAAAUGCAAUAUUAAAAGCGGAGAUGGCUAUUCAGCAGCAUUUGACAGUAUUAGGAGAAGUCCCUCCGCGAUGUUACGCGCUACAGUGUCGUCGUGUUGGCGGUCCAGCCGAUGGAAAAGUUGAAAGACGUUACCGACCGUAUUCUCUUCUCUUGGCCUGCCUAUUACACAUGUAUGAUAAUGUAAUUAACAGCCAUUGUUACAGGUUUAUAAUGUAUUUUUCUAAUCUCAUUUUAUAUGUAUAUUAAUCAUGUUUCUGAGUGCUUUUUUAUGACCUCCCCGUCCCCCGAACCUUUCCUUCUCCUUCCCUUGCCCCCACAACCCCUCCACUUUUUUAAGUGUCUGGUGGGGAGUGUUGCCUUCCCCCCCCCCCCCCCCUGUUAAAAAUUAUAUUUUGUUUUCAUGCCCAGCUUGUUUAACUCAUUAGCGACUUGAUUAGUUUUUUUCUUGUCAUAAGUAUUUUUACAUGCUUGCCAUUUUCAUGGUGUAUGCUGUUGUUUUUUGUUUUUUUUCUUAUUAACCUCUUGGCAUUUAUUUUAAUAAAACAUUCUUAGUAAGAAUUUUACUAACUUGCUGAUAUUUUUGUCUUGUGUUUUUAACCAGUUUCAUGAAUGUAUUGACUCGGUCUGGUUCACGGACUAACAGAAUUAAAUAAUCUGGUGACUCAUGGACACUCACACUGCAAACACACACCAAGAAUGUGUUCUCAUGAAAGUUUCAGUAGGAAAUUGUACAAAAACAUGAUCGCCCUUUUUUCUCGACGUUUACUCCAAAAAAUGCAAAACCGCAAUCAGACAAAUUUAACAUAAAAAUUAGCAAAGAAAAAUGAUGUAUAUUUAUUUUAGCAAAACGAGAUGGAAUUAUAAAAGUCAUAAUUUGAUCUACAAUAUUUUCCUAGAGUUGUACAAAAACCCAGAAAACAGCCAUUUUAUUUUGCACAAAAAACAGAAAAUAUUACGAAAAAAAUAAUUGAAUAUUUCGUGUUUUGGUUUCGCGACUAACCUGCAUAAGUUUGAGGAUUUACACUAAUUGAAUGUUACUUAAAACAUGAAAAAUACUUUGUCAAAACAAAAACGUAGCUUCUGGUAGCUGAUGUAAUAAUUUCGACAGCAAACUAAGUGAGACUGAAUCAACAGCGCCUCUGCUGGUUGCACCUCAGUACUACAAAUGCUCCAAAACUCGAAUCUUUAACAAUUAAUUCCACACAAAUGCAAUCUUUUAAAAAAAAUUAGGGGUUUUUUGCACUUUUUCUUUGAAAUUACCUUAAAAUUCAACCAAAAUCCCAAUCACUUUUUUUUUUUUUUUUUUUUUUUACAUCUUUUGUAUGUAAAUAUAGCCUAUCACAAGGUUUUUGAUACCACUACCAAAAAUAGCAAUGACGUCAGUAGAACUGGUCGACAGUAAAGUUACUCUGAGUUUUGUAGUCAAGUUUUGCUAUUAAAAGCGAUUUGUAUACGGUAACUUCUUUGAUAAAUACCAACAACAGUACUUUUUUUCCUGCUCUAAUACAGAAAGUAAUGCAAAAUAUGUGUAAAUAACGACUGAUACGGAUAAAUAAACAUUGAACCCCCCUUUUACCUUUACCGCAGAUAGUUUUGCAAGAAAAAAUCGUUUGGUAACAAAGCUGGACUUACACAGUUUAUUAAAAACCACGACAAGACUGAGCCACUGAUGUGUGGGAUUCUUUGUUUAGUCACUUAAUUCAAUGGGAAGACAGACCAUUUUGGUAGGCGCAAUGUUCGGCCAUACAAUAACCGAUGUGGUAUACGAAAAUCGGGGUGAACUCUAGUUGAAAACAUAAUCCUUAAAUAUGUUUUAAAACCGUUACAUUGGAACUUUUGAACUCUGAAAUAAGUGCGAUGUGAUUAACCGAUAUCCGCCUUGCUUUGUAACAAUCAUUGAAAAAAAUUACGUUUGAGUUGUUUACGUUAUUUGCCGUCACCAUGAAGAUACCCAGUUGUUGACUGGUGGCGUUACUUUUCCUAGUCAAUCCUACUAUAAACUCCCAUGAGAAUGAACUUCACCAGCAACAUCACAAACACGAUCUAACUGGAAAGUGCACGAGUUGAUGCGCGUCCCUCACUCCUGCUCACGCAUUUCUCACCUCUGUGCUGAAAACGUGAACUCUGCUGCCACUUUUUUUCAUACUUUUGCUCGCCCAAACACCGCUGCUGUGUCUCUACCGGAGACCACUCCUCCUCCUUUUUUUAUUUAUUUUAUUUUUUUUGUCUCCAUGUCCUGUCCCUCUGUGUCUCGCACCCUGGGAGGCCACAGGACGGUUACUUACACUCCGUGCCAAAAGUUGCCACCUGAAAGGGAUGCGUUCUAGAAAAUGUUUUCAAUCGGGGGUGAUCGUAUUAAAAGCCAGCGAGGGAGUUUUGUUUUGUCGAGAUAGCGACGCUCCGUUCAUCUCCAGCUGCUGCAGCAUUGGUGUUAUUGAUAAAAGCGUUAAUACUCAACCCUUAGGGAGCAUCUGUCAUCAAACAAGCCAGUAUACGAACUACUUAGGGAUCAAAACAAUCACAUAAUUCCUUUCCAAUAUGGAUUCCAGCUAUUUAUUCUUUUUUUCAUUCAUUUUCUAUUGUCUCAAACACUGCCUGUGUCAUUCUACUGCUUUUAUUCCUCCUACGGUACUCCAGGUGUUGUCGCUGACACACAUGGAAAAGAUUAACGUCAUUAAUCCUUAUUAUUGCGCCUACACCAUUUUGUUAACGCUUCUUUUUUUUUUUUUGUCCUGUCGCCAACUCUGCCUUUAGCGAUCUUCCUCAAGCGUACAAUGAGAUUAAACGUGUUUUACAUCAACUUUCUUAUGAGUUAAGUGAAUUAUUAAGAAGUCCUGUCAUGACUGGAUUACAGGCAGUAAGUUCAAACCUGCUACUGUUUGUUGUUGUUUUACCUCAAAUAGUGGCCUUCGCUCUGGUAAACGCCAUGUUGCCAUUAAUUCUAAGAUGAGUCGUCACUACAACCUUAUUUGAUUAGCAGAUUUCCCCAAACUUUACCGACUUAAGAUGAAAAUUAUUGAUGUGGUUCCUCCCUAGGACCCACACCUUUUAAAAACAUACCAUGUAUCAAAAAUAACCUUGAAAUAAAAGGCAUGUAUUGUUGGUAUUUCUCGACGUCCAAUAAACCGUGACUCAUUUGGAGUUCUGAGGUUUGGUUAAACUGUCCUUGAGACAAACAAAACCACGAGGAGUGAAAAGGAACACGUUGCUUGAUUCUUCGAAAUACGAUUAUUUUCCGGACUGUAAGCCACAUCGUUAUAUAACGUGCACCCACUACAUUUUAGAAGAUGCAUACAUUAGCCACACCGGACUAAAAGCUGCAGAUAUAUAGCGGUACGUUGUGGAAUGAGAUCUUUUUGUAAAUGUUUAUGGUAACACUUUAGUAUGGGGAACAUAUUCACCGUUAAUUAGUUGCUUAUUAAAGUAACAAAGACUUAAUUUAGAGUUAUUUGGACACUAGGGGAACAUAUAAGGGUUAGGGUUACUAAUAAGCAAUAUUUCUGAGGUUAUUGAGGGAAUACUCUUAGUUAAUGGCUUACUGGUUGUAUAAUAAAGCCAUGCAGAAUAAGGCAUUAAUAAGUACUUAAUAAUGACUAAUUAAGAGCCAAUAUGUUAAUAAUUUGCAUGUUAAUAAGCAACUAAUUAAUGGUGAAUAUGUGUUCCCCAUACUAAAGUGUUACAUGUUUAUGUACAUACCUUAAUUGUUUCUAAACGGUGCCUGUAACAUGGCAGUAAAACGGCUGAUCAAACAAAACAGAAAUAUCAUUGAUGUCUUUAUUCUUCCAUUAUGAGAUGAAUACGAUUUUCUCCUUUAAAAUAAGGUUUUUAAACACUGAACAGUUUCUUAAACUGGAUCAUUUUUAGUUUGUUUGCUUAAUCCAUUCCAUAAUUUAGCCGUUAACGAAGAACAAUCCAUAGAUGGGUCUCACCUUUGUAUAAACCACAGGGUUCAAAGCUUGGGCACAAAGUAGUGGCUUAUAGUCCGAAAAAUACAGAUUCAGCAUUAGCUCAACAUAAAAAAGCAUGAAUCCAAAAGCCAUUCAAAUUGUUAAUAUUUUUCGACGCCUAAUAAACCGUGGCUCAUUUGGGGUUUUGUGGUUUGGGAAAAUCCUCCUUGAGACAAUCAAAAUCACGUGUGAAAAAGAACAAAUCGUUCUAUUGUUCAAAUUAGUCAACACAUCAGCGUGGUCUCAUGGCCGUGUCGUGCCGCAACUGCAAAUUUAAAAAGGAUUCACCAGAACUCUCAAUUGUUGGCUUCUGUUAUUCUGGCUUUUGCAUUUUUCAUGUUUGACUAAACAGUAGCAACUAAGAAUUGAUUGUCCACCAAUCAACAAACAUGUCUGCACUGCAAAAACUGAAAUACAAGCAAAAAAACUAACCUGAAGUUCAGAUAAACAUUUUUUUUUUCCAAUUAACACUUUUUUUCGUUUAAAUCGAGAAUCAAUUCUGAAUCAAUUUACCCACAAAAAUCGAAUUAAAUCGAGAGUUAUUGUAAGAUUGGCAUCUCUGUUAGAUGUACUUCUUAAAAAAAGCUAUGAUUAAAUGUAUUUACUUGCUUGAAACAAGUAAAAUGUUUAGUCCAUAGGGAAUAUAAAACAAAUUGACGACAUACUACCUAACAUAUGCAUACUGUGCUACAAUAGUAAGAAUCUGAUAUAUGAUUUAAAAUACAGUGAGUAAAAAAACAUACUUUCUUGAAACAAGUAAGAUGUUAAAUUUUGUAGUAAUAUAACAUACAUUUGAAGACAAAGUACUUAAGAUACACACUUUGACCUAACAUAGUAAGGAUCUGAUAGAUUACCUAAAACAAUUAAAAACAAUUUCCCAACAAAACUUCAUUAUUUGCUUGAUUGCUGCUUAAAACAAGUAACAUGUCAAAUGUUCUUGUUCUGUUGGCAAAUGACUUAAGAAGUACUUUUGGCAAACUGAGCUACCAUUGUAAGAACCUGAUAUAUUACCUAAAAUAACAAAAAAAUAAAAAUAAACAAAACAAACAAUUAUAUAUAUAUAUAUAUAUAUAUAUAUAUAUAUAUAUAUAAUUUUAUUUUAUUUUUAUUUUUUAAACAAGUAAAAUGUCAAAUAUUUUUGUUCUGUCUGCAAUUAACUUGUUUUAAGAAGUAUAAUUGGCAAACUGAGCUAAUUGUAAUAUUAAGAAUCUGAGAUAUUUUACUUAAAAUAAGUAAAACAUCAUUUGCCAUUAGAACGAGACAAUGCUGCUUAACAUUUGAAACAAGUAAAUUGGCCUUCAGUCUAAUGUUUUUGUUUUGUUGGCAAAUCUUGUUUUAAGGAGAAUAUGUCAUACUUUAUUACGCAUUAAAGAAAAGCAAAUGAAGCUACCAUCAGAAUCAGAAGUAAAGGUUUAUUUAAGUAUUGAUGGAUUGCAGGUAUUUAUCCUGCUUGGAUGUCAGGUUUGGCAGUGUCGCAGCAUUAAUGCAUGUGUACAAAUAGAUGCCUUACUUCAAUUACAUAUGAAGAAAUGUGACAACUUUUUUUUGUCCGUUUUCAAAUGCGUUAAAAUGAUCGACAGAAGCACAACAAUCCGUCCCUAAGUGCCUUGUUAUUGACUCUUGUUUUGUGCUAAAUCACACAAGUGCCACUUCUCUCUCUCACUUUAUCUCAGAAGCUUUUUUGUAGAGCAGCACCAGAUAAUAAAUCAGUGACACACAAAUGACUGGAUCACAACGUAUCGCCGCCGUCGUCUAUUUGCCCCCCAAAAAAGACGAGACUCAGGGCAUUCAGUGUAAGUUUCUUUGACCUACUAACGUUUCCCACCUGUCCAUCUUGUGUCUGGCUAACAAACAUUCCUUCAGUGACUUAAAUGGCAGGUUGGCCACACUAGAAUGGAAAAAUGCUACCAAAAUUUAAAAAAUAUAUUUUAUCCCCACUGGAUUUUUUUCAUAAUUUUUUCUAUGAAAUAUGCAUUAAUUUGCUAAAUACAUUUUUGGUUGUUUCUAGAUUUAUACUAUACAUACUGUAAGUUCCAUAUAGUACUGCACUAUAAGUGUGUGUGAUCUUUUUGGGAGUUUUGUGUUGUAGUUUUUGUGUUUUUUUUGUUUUUUUUCUAAGAGGGGUUCAUUUCCAACAUGUAAAUGACCGUUUUUGUUGCUCACACCAAAAAAAAAAAAAGUUUUAAAAAAGGGAAAAGAAAUGUGUGCAAUAAAGAACCAUGUGAACAA